This is a messenger RNA of Mytilinidion resinicola, 560 nucleotides long. RefSeq lists its product as uncharacterized. The record is from RefSeq and is a predicted model, not a curated record. The annotation marks the transcript as partial. The transcript has a single exon. NCBI's taxonomy places the organism in Eukaryota, Fungi, Ascomycota, Dothideomycetes, Mytilinidiales, Mytilinidiaceae.
AUAUUCACACAGCAAUGCAUCAACAACGCAGCGAUUAUCUAUCUCAGCAAGAAGGCAGUAUUAAUCUCGCGCUUCAAGCCUUUACCUCUGGUCAAUUUAGGACCAUACGACGCGCUGCAGCAGCCUUCAACGUACGACAUUAGCGGCUCUCUAAUCGGCUCCACGGAAUCACGUUUCGACCUCAAUCACGACCAAACUGCCUAAAGCUCACUGCAACCGAAGAGCACAUAAUUAUACAAUAUAUCCUUAACCUAAACUCGCGAGGAUUUGCGCCCCGGUUAUAUAAGGUGGCAGAUAUAGCAGAUAAAGUACUGGCUGCGCGUAGUGGGACACCAGUGGGCAAGAACUGGACUUAACAGUUUAUAUCUUAUAUAAAGGAGCUUAAAAUAGCUUUUAAUCGGGCAAAGGACCGCCAGAGGAUACUCCAGGAAAACCCAGAGGUUAUCAACACGUGGUUUACUCUCGUGCAAGAGACUAUAGCUAAGUAUAGCGUCCACCUAGAUAAUAUCUACAACUUUGACAAGACUGGCUUUUAAAUAGGUAUAAUUAGCAUAAUAAAG